AUGCCCCCGAGAAUAGGGACACCCAUCAGGCGCACACAGCCGCCCCCGCCCCCGCCAAUACCCGCCGCCCUCCCCCCGCCGCCUCUCAUCCCCACCGCCCUCCUCGCCCCCAACGAACAACGCCUCUUCCUCGUCGCACUCGUAGGGCUCGUAGAAAUCACAAAACUCUGGGACACAUUCCUCCCCCUCUUUGUCACAGAUCCAGACCCCACAUGGACCACCUCCCUACGCAUCAGUGGCCCUGUCACCGUCCUCGCAUGGACAGGCUUCGAAGUCCUUGCUCUCUACUUUAUAUCGCUCUUGCGGAUACCCCUCUUAUCCCCGAGCUUUAAACAGACGACAUUACUGGGAGCUAUUUGUCUGGCAAUCAAUGGACUUUGCUGGCUCAUUGUAGAGCCGAGUACAACGCUCGGGUACGUCAAUGUGGUCGGUACGGCGGCCUUGGGCGGAGAGUGGUAUUGGAACUGGUUCUACGCCUCUCGAAAGUGGUCCGAACCGAAACAUAUCCAAGGCGUACACAAGAUUCGACUGCUCCCCUAUUCGACGGCGACUUUGAACCCUCUACUGUUGACAUACUGCAUCCCUCCAGACAGCCACCAGCCUCUUCACGUCCCCAUCGUAUUCAACAACUCUAUUCCCGAAUUGCUCGACAUUGUCGUCCACCCCCUCUCUGGCGGUGCACCUCAGACCAAAACUAUCUACGGCUCAAGCCUCACCCGUUCUCCCGCAAGAGCAGUCAAGCUAAGGAUCACAGACGGCACUGGGGACGACGACGAUGAAGCGGAAGAGCUCGAGCCAGAGAUCGACCCCCUGAGCGCGCUGGUGCUCCAAUCGGGCAAAAAGAUUGUGGGGCACCCGAGAGAUAUCGACCCGGCCUCUGUACCGAGUGUCAAACCUGCCGACUCGCUCGCCCUCAUCCCGCGCAACCUCGCCCCGACCGAAAACGUCCUGUUCCUCAAAGUCGACCAGCCGUCCGUCAUUACCCUCCGAAACGUCGUCGACAAGCGCGGCGACCGCUUCCACCUCACCCCCCGUCGAGAGGCCGUCAUCGUCAGCUGCCCCAGCGGAGGUAAAUUCGUCGAACAAGCCAAAGGCGGCAAGCUGGUGCUCAAAAACGACAAGGACCAGGCCCCCGAGCUGCGCUGUGUUGGCGAUGAGGAUGUGGUGACAUUCGAGGCUACGGGUGUAUCCCCGCUCGAAGUCAAGUGGGAGAAGAAGCGAACCAACGCGAAUGGAAACACUGCAGUGGAAAAGACUGGCACCGUCGAGGGGAUUGAAGAUACCCUCUUCUCCGACUCUGCCGAUCCUACCACCCGCACCAGGGUGUCCAAAUCCCACCACGUCCCCCUCCGCGUCUCCCACGAUACCCCCGGGCAGUCCACGGUCCAGCUUUUAUCUGUCAAGGACGCUUUGCACAAUACCUAUACCCCUUCUGGGUAUUCGGCCCAAAAGGCAUGGAAGGUGGAGACGAAAAAGUCGGUCAAAUUUAAUUGCCAGGCGCCGUAUCAGCUGCUGCAAAAUCAGAGCGUGUCGAUCCCUAUCGAGAUCCUCGCGCCUGAUCUCAACCACCCUUCGCAAAGACUCGAACGGCCUCUCAAGUUGACAUACACCUUUACACCUACAUCCGGGGGUGAGGCCCAAGAGAGGGUGAUGGAAGUCAAGAGCAAGAAGGAAGAGCUCGUAGUGACAGAGGCGGGAAGUUAUGCUCUGGCGGCGAUUGAAGGGGAUUGUGUUGGGAGCGUGAUGGAGCCCAGUCGAUGCGAAGUGCAGGUCGUGCCCCUGCCGACUUUGGACAUGAGCGUGACUACUCUGCACGAAUGCGCGAUGGAUGUGGGUUCUACAGCACACCUCGACUUUACUGGCGCCCCACCUUUCAAGCUGGAAUAUAUCGAACAGCGAAAAGGUGGUCGACCCAGGACGAUCUCUCAGCAAUUCUCAGGCCACCACGGGAGCAUCGUCCUCCGACCCGAGCAGGAAGGGGCAUACACCUAUACGUUCACGGCUCUCAGCGACAGAAGGUAUAGGAAUAUCCAAGUCACUCAACCACCUAUCAAGCAGACUGUACACCCUCUUGCCAAUGCCGAGUUGACGGGCAAGCUCAUCAAGCCGACACUGUAUUCGUGUUCAGGCGAUGUUGUCGGGGUCGACGUCGAGGCUCGGGGUAUCCCGCCACUCCAAUUGACAUACCUCACUUCCCACGGCACCCACUCAUCCAACACCACAAUCUCCCUCUCUCUCGGCCGUACCAACCUCCAAAUCCCCGUCCCCGAGGCCCUCUCAUCAUCCAACCCCUCCGCCAGCGGCAAGUUGCACAUCAACUUGCUGAGUAUUGAGGAUGGAAACGGCUGUGUAAGAAAGUUGGAAAGCGCAAAGAGUGUGGAGGUGAAUGUGAAACGGGAGAAGCCGAGUGCGAGGUUGGCCAGUGGGGGUAGUAAGCAAGUCAGGGAGGGCGAGAUCGUCAAGGUGCCUCUGAGGUUGACUGGAGAGAGGCCUUGGAAUGUGGUUUACGAGGUGGACGGAAAGCAGCAAAAGGUCACGUUGAACGACCCCAAUGCGGCUAUCCAGCUCAAGAGCGAGGGCGUACACAAACUCGUCAAGGUCAACGACGCUACGUGCCCCGGCGAGAUCCUCGAUCCCUCCUCCACUUUCACCAUCUCCUACCUCCCUCGUCCUUCCCUCGCCAUCCUUCCAUCGUCCGCUUUGGUACUCGCCAAGAAGAGCUGGAACCACCAAGGUCUCUGCGCUGGGCAAGAAGACCAAGUUGGGCUCACAUUCGGGGGUCAAGCGCCUUUCGAGUUGACGUACCGUCUGGGCAAGGACGGCAAAGAUCUGGGGAUCAGGUACCUCAAAUCCGCGCAAGACGCUGGUGUACUUCAUCUCGAGACGGACCCUGGGACUUAUACGUACCAGUUCAUUACUCUGUCCGAUGGCAACUACCCUAGCAACGGCCUCGAUCAAAAGAUCUCGCACCAGGUCUUUGCUCGUCCCGGCGGUGGAUGGAUCAAGGGCGGUUCUAGCGGACCACUGUGUUUAGACGGCAAGCUGGAAAGCGGGGCGGUUUUGGGUUUGAGGGGCAAGGGCCCUUGGCAAGUCACUCUCGGCGUACGCAAACCCGCUUCCGCCAAGGUCGAUCUCUACACCAUCAACACUGCCAAACCUGAAUGGUCUCUUUCUCUUCCUGAUGUCCUCUUGAACGACAUUGGUCGGUACGAAAUUACCCUGCACGACAUUGUCGACUCUUCCUCCUGUCCCAUGGAGCUCUUGGAUGGCGGAGAAGAUGGCACUGGGUUCAGAGAUGAAACACGGAUCAGCGUCGAAGUUGUGGAGAGCGCGAGAAUCGUCGAAGUGGAUGCUCGAAAGCAAGUCUGUGUGGGAGACCACCUCGAAUUCUUACUCCAGGGCAAAGCACCUUGGACGAUCGAAUAUGCUUGGCUGGGCAAGGAGCAUAGGGUGACUUCUGGCGGAUCGAGGUUUUCGAGAUUCGCAGAGAAGGCGGGCAAGUUUGAAGUCAAGAGCGUCGCAUUGAGGGGUGAUCAGUGCAAGAGGCAGGUGGAGGGAAUGGUGAGGACUGUUCAUCCGUUGCCGAGUGCUAGGAUUAAGAGCGGCGAGGAUGAUUUGCGUGAAGGUGACGAACCGGCCGUCUUCCGAGUAUACUUUACCGGUACAGCACCAUUCUCGUUUACAUACACCAGAAGUGAACAGUCGGGCUCAAAGUGGAAGGUGGUCGAGACUCAGACUGUAACCGACAUCAUGGAGGACAGUUAUGCCAUCUCGAGCUCACUGCCAGGGGAUUACGAAGUGACAAGCAUUAGCGACAAGUACUGUCGGUAUCCGAGGUUGAACUAG
Molecule: messenger RNA, 3846 nt
Organism: Cryptococcus wingfieldii CBS 7118
Lineage: Eukaryota; Fungi; Basidiomycota; Tremellomycetes; Tremellales; Cryptococcaceae
Exons: 9
Coding region: 1-3846 (1281 amino acids)
Biological process (GO): protein import into nucleus; nuclear pore organization
Cellular component (GO): nuclear pore transmembrane ring
Molecular function (GO): structural constituent of nuclear pore
Source: RefSeq, a predicted model, not a curated record